Molecule: messenger RNA, 1255 nt
Organism: Gadus macrocephalus (Pacific cod)
Lineage: Eukaryota; Metazoa; Chordata; Actinopteri; Gadiformes; Gadidae
Exons: 4
Coding region: 1-1230 (409 amino acids)
Source: RefSeq, a predicted model, not a curated record
AUGUGGGCGAGCCACCUCAAGUGCCCCGCCGAUGGGGGCAAGCUGAUGGGCGCCGGCCUCUACGAGAUCGUCCGGAGGGUCUCGGACAGGAGCGGGUGGUACUACAUGGCCACAGAGGGCCUUCAGUGCCCCUCCAGCGGCAAAAAGGUGGCGGGCUGGUCGCAGGAAAUCCUGGAGCAGCUGGACGUUGCUCACCGCAACCAGUUUGUCCAUGCCGCUGACCACAGCCAAGCGGUCAAGUUGGUCAACGUGCGAAAGGGCAUCACAUUCAUUUCUUCCCAUUUUGUUUUCACAGGCUAUAGCAAUCCAGGGGGAUUUGAUGUCCUGGUAUCGAGCCGCAGCAGACUCGAUGUGUCUGGGGACCUCGCAUUCCCCCGUAGGGUCCCUAGGAACACGGACAAGCUGACCAUAGCGCAAGUCUUGAAUUUGGGUCCCAGGCAGAGGGUGGGCGUGAUCGAGGUCAGGGUGGUGCAGAUCCAAGGAGCGCCGGUGGAGCUCAAAUGCUUUGAGGUGUGCGAUGGGACGGGACAGACGGCAUCGACUGUGUGGGACCGGCUGAUCCUAUCUGUGCAGGUGGGGAAGUGCUACUCUUUUCAGGCUUUGAGCACCAGGAAGGACGCUAACCGGACAGUGUUGACCACCACACCCUCCUCAGUCGUCACCCUCAUUGCGGGUAUUGGGCAGCCAUCUUCCCUUCUUUUGAUGGCCGUGAAGGCUAAGGAGACUCUGCGUGGGCUGGUGUCUGCGGUCAACACCAUUGCAAAGCCCAGGUGCCCGAGAUGCCACACCGGCCAGGACAACCUGGGUGUGAAGCUGUCCACUCACCGUUGCGAGCGCUGCUCCAUGCACCAGCACACAGCCUCGUACUUGGUGACGUACUCUGGUAAGCUAAUUGUGGUAGCAAGAGAUGGGGAGGAGUGCUCAAUGGUCCUGACCAACUCAGCGGUGUCUGAGUUUGUCAGGGCUCAAGUACUAUUAACUUCUGCCCAUGAUGCUCAAGCCCUGGAGGAAAUAAUAAUUGCAAUGCCUGAGCUGGAGGUGACAUUCAGUUCUGAAGGGCUGGUUGAGCGCUUGGCUCCUCCUGCUGUUGCUGAGGCCACAGUUCACAGCGGCCAGGGCAAUGUCCCAGAUGCGGAGGAGGCGUCGACCUCCUAUGUAAGGGACUCUGAGGCUGUGCCUCAUGUGGAUGAUGAGGGCCUGGCAGAAUUGUUUGACAAGCAUCGACAUUAACCUUUGUUGUGUGGUUUUGUGUUGC